GCCGCCCGAGCCGGGGCGCACGACCGGGGCGCAGCCCGCGCCCCCCGCCGCGCCUGACAUGAUGUUUCCACAAAGCAGGCAUUCGGGCUCCUCGCACCUUCCCCAGCAGCUCAAGUUCACCACUUCGGACUCAUGCGACAGGAUCAAGGACGAGUUCCAGCUGCUGCAGGCCCAGUACCACAGCCUGAAGCUGGAAUGUGACAAGCUGGCCAGCGAGAAGUCCGAGAUGCAGCGUCAUUACGUCAUGUACUAUGAGAUGUCCUAUGGCUUGAACAUUGAGAUGCAUAAACAGGCGGAAAUUGUGAAGCGGCUGAAUGGGAUCUGUGCGCAAGUACUGCCGUACCUGUCCCAGGAGCACCAGCAGCAGGUCUUGGGGGCCAUCGAGAGGGCCAAGCAAGUCACCGCUCCUGAGCUGAACUCCAUCAUCCGACAGCAGCUCCAAGCUCACCAGUUGUCGCAGCUGCAGGCGCUGGCCCUGCCCCUGACGCCCCUGCCCGUGGGGCUGCAGCCGCCAUCGCUGCCUGCAGUCAGUGCGGGCUCCGGUCUGCUGUCACUGUCGGCGCUGGGCUCCCAGGCUCACCUCUCUAAGGAGGACAAGAACGGUCAUGACGGGGACACCCACCAGGAGGACGAUGGCGAGAAGUCAGAUUAGCGGGCCUCCAGUGGUGGGGGCACCGGGAGAUUUGGGGAGGGUGGGAAGGGACCUGGGGAGAUAAAGGCACAGAGAGGGAGCUACGUUCAGUGGGCCACACACAGCAUAGCUCAGGAUUGGCUAAACUCCAGUUGUAUUUAUGGUCACCACAGCCUGUUGUCACGAGCCACCCCCCUUAGCUUGACCCCCCACCCCUGGCUCCAGUCGGCUUGCUUCCACCCUGGGUGGUGACCAGGUGAGGUGAGCGAGGUCCAAAGGGAGACCCCGCACCGUGGAGCAAAGCUUCCAGAAAUUCUAUACCCUGCCACUCCCGACCUGCAUAGCCCAUAACUUGACAGUCACUGCACAGCCACCCAUCUUGGCCCAGAAUGCACACAAUGCCCCUUCCCACCCUGGGCACCCCAAACCUGUCCCCCGGAUCCCUCGAUGCUCCUUCCUCCUCCCCUCCUACACACCUGCUCCGCUAACUCCAGACACCCCCAGCCCACCUGGUCUUGUCCCCUGGAAAGAAGGGGGGACGGAGAGAGGAAAGCAGCAAGCUUGACUGGGACCGCAGAUGGGGGGAUAUGGGCACCCCACAAUUUCUCUUCUAUCCCUUCCCCAAUAAACUUGAGGGUUCUCA
Jaculus jaculus (lesser Egyptian jerboa) is the source of this 1274-nucleotide messenger RNA. RefSeq names its product TLE family member 5, transcriptional modulator (gene Tle5). Gene Ontology annotation, molecular function: protein binding; transcription corepressor activity. Gene Ontology annotation, cellular component: nucleus; transcription regulator complex. Gene Ontology annotation, biological process: negative regulation of canonical Wnt signaling pathway; regulation of DNA-templated transcription. Lineage: Eukaryota; Metazoa; Chordata; Mammalia; Rodentia; Dipodidae. The record is from RefSeq and is a predicted model, not a curated record. The coding region runs from base 59 to 652 and encodes 197 amino acids. The transcript has 7 exons.